Daktulosphaira vitifoliae (grape phylloxera) is the source of this 1472-nucleotide messenger RNA. It is a transcript of the gene Brms1, whose product is annotated as breast cancer metastasis-suppressor 1-like protein. Gene Ontology annotation, cellular component: Sin3-type complex. The coding region runs from base 389 to 1270 and encodes 293 amino acids. The transcript is spliced from 5 exons. Gene Ontology annotation, biological process: negative regulation of transcription by RNA polymerase II. The record is from RefSeq and is a predicted model, not a curated record. NCBI's taxonomy places the organism in Eukaryota, Metazoa, Arthropoda, Insecta, Hemiptera, Phylloxeridae. Gene Ontology annotation, molecular function: histone deacetylase binding.
UCUUGUUACAUGUCAUAAUUUUUCUAAAAUAUAUUCAAAAGUUUUCGAUGAGAUUAAUUUGAUAUUGUAUUAUGUUUUUCUAUUAACAAACUUGUAAAAUAAGUUAUAUUUUUUUAUCGUACGCAUAAUUUAUCAAAAAUUUCGUUGUAAUUUUGAUUUUAUUAUAAAUUAGCAGUUUUUGUUUCAAAACUAUUUUGACAUUGGUUUUUAAAAUAUCAUAAAUUUAUGAUUUAACAUUCCGUAUAUUUUUGUUCUUAUAUAUAUAUAAGUUAUAAUAUAUAUAUAUAUAUAUUCAUAUUAAUUUACAAAUGCCAAAGAAAUGAAAAUUAUUUUACAACCAUUAAAAUCAAUAAGCGCUUUUUAUAAAAUUUAAUAAUUAUUUUUGUGGAUGCUACUGUUCUUUUGUUUUCUUGAAAUGUCUUCUAUUGUAAGUAAUGAAUCAAUUGACAAUGUAAGUAGAAUAACAAAUUUAAAUAACAAAUUAGAAGAAAAUGGAUCAGAUGAAGUCACAUGUAAGAACUUACAAGAAUCAACAAGUAAAUCUUUGAGUGCUCAAGUUGAAAAGAAAAAAAAAAACUCUGAGAUAUCUGCAUCAUCUACAAGUAGUUCAUGCGAUUCUAGUAGCUCAGAAUCUGAUUCUGAUAACAGCUCUGAUUUGGAUGAAGAUGAAAAUGAAAAAGAACAAAAAAGGUGUGAUGAAAAAGUUAGAGAAAUUGAAAAUGGAUUUUAUCAUUUGAAAGAAAUGUUGUAUAAAGAAAGAAUAAGAGAAGUAGAAGAAAAAUUGGUUGAAGUGAGAUUAGGAACAGCAAAAGAAUAUCGCAUACCUUUACAAGAAUUGCAAGAACAAAUGAAGUCUAGGCUUGAAGUUGCUUCUGUACUUAGACAAUUUAAAAUAACUAAUUUAAAACAUAAAUAUGAAGCUGAAGAACAAGCAAUAAGACAAAACUUUGAGAAUAAUAAAGAUCUAUUGUACGAUAGUAUCAAAGCUGAUUUAGAAGAAAAAAUUCAGAGGUUAGAAGAAGCUCGCAAUGAAGUUGAUAUUGAUGCCUCAUUAUGGUUAGGUCGCAGCUUGACACGAAGUGGUCGUGGUCGUGGUCGUAGACCGUAUGGACAUUCACAACCAAAACGUAAACCAGUAAUUAUAUCUGGACCAUAUAUAGUUUAUAUGCUUAAAGAACAUGAAAUAUUAGAAGAUUGGACAACAAUAAAAAAAUUAUUGUCAUCAUCACGACGUCGAGAAAAUGCUGAUCAACGUUAUAGACCAUAUUAAAUAUACAAAAUUUAUUUGUUUAAAAUGUUCCUCUGAAUGUAUUCCUAAUUUAAUACUUUGUUGAUUGUUUAAUACAUAAUUUAUCUAGCAGUUUAAUGAUAUGUGAAUAAUUUGUGUAUUUCAAGAUCAGUUUUUCAAUUACAUACCCCCCCAAAAAAUCGUCUUUAUUUAAUUGUUUGUCAUUUUCAUUAUUUGAUACUUU